This is a messenger RNA of Canariomyces notabilis, 867 nucleotides long. RefSeq lists its product as uncharacterized. NCBI's taxonomy places the organism in Eukaryota, Fungi, Ascomycota, Sordariomycetes, Sordariales, Chaetomiaceae. The transcript is spliced from 4 exons. The record is from RefSeq and is a predicted model, not a curated record. The coding region runs from base 1 to 867 and encodes 288 amino acids.
AUGGACUCAAACACGGACAAACCGGCCUCUGCCUCGCCGCAGUCAACAAGCAGCCAUGAUGCCGAAUUUGCCAAAUUUGACUUGUAUCCCUGGGUGCGGGAUCGUUCAUUCCUUCAAGGCCUCAUGGCCACACUGGGUCCGUUUCUCGCCAGCAAAGAUGACGCCUUCACACGUCAAAAGGCAUUAAACACCACUCUUCAAGCCCGCAUCUGGUGGUACAAGUCGCGGUUCAACUACGACAUUGACCGUUCCGCCUAUGAGGCCUACAGCGCCGCUCACUCAUCCUCCAACCCUGACGCCUCCAUCCUCGCCAAGCUCGAAGAUAUCCAACAGCGCAUGGGUGGUGCUACACCAACCCGGCCGUCCCCCGACAAACCCCAUGCUCCUCAAGCCGUGCCCUCGUGGCAACUGAAUGCCCCAAAAGUUGACGCCAGCAAGAAGGCCGACGACGGGGCCCUCCACGCCAACACCGGCGAGGGAGCGCCUUAUCCGGAUAACUUCCAGGCUUUGAUCGAGGCUGUCACGAUGGGGAAGCCAAUAUCUGGGAUCAAGGAGAUUCCGAAUACAGUCGUGAGGCCACCGGGGGUUACACCUUUCGGUAAGAUGAAAGCGCCUCGUAAGCCUUGGGAAAAGGAUUCACCAUCCGACGAACUACAACGGACCAGUGUCCUGGGCAAUGUAGUGGACAAAGAGUUUCCGCCGCUGCCGGAAGACACGGACAACACGGCCUCAGAGGUCGAGGGAACCUCUGGCAUUACCCUCCACAGACGUGAGGAGCUUCUCGUGUCCAUCAAAAAGGAGACCGACAACACGCCGCAUAUCCAACCUUGCAACAGGCACAAGCGGCAGGACAACGACCGUGAAUAG